Onychostoma macrolepis is the source of this 4986-nucleotide messenger RNA. RefSeq names its product erb-b2 receptor tyrosine kinase 3b (gene erbb3b). NCBI's taxonomy places the organism in Eukaryota, Metazoa, Chordata, Actinopteri, Cypriniformes, Cyprinidae. The transcript is spliced from 29 exons. Gene Ontology annotation, biological process: multicellular organism development; nervous system development; protein phosphorylation. Gene Ontology annotation, molecular function: neuregulin binding; neuregulin receptor activity; ATP binding. Bases 387 to 4610 code for a protein of 1407 amino acids. The record is from RefSeq and is a predicted model, not a curated record. Gene Ontology annotation, cellular component: basal plasma membrane; signaling receptor complex.
GUGAACAUCAGAAGUGUACACUGAGGGAGUGGUGAGCCUGCGUCAUACCUUCAACUUUCCUUCUCACUCUCCUAAUCUCGUUUUAGCCUAGUAAAUAGUUUAUUGUCCGUUGACUAAGUGGGAAAAUCCAAUGGGAAAUGUGCUACCGCAAAGCGGAACUUUUUGAUCAUACACACACCGCGGAUUAUUUGACAGGGAACAGGGAUUAUUCAACAGGAAGAGCAUCUGAGGAAAAUUUAUAGAAGAAUUUCAUGGAUAUUUUAUUUUAGCAAAAACCUUUUUUUUCCCCCACCGGAAUAUCAUCCACAGGAAAGGGAUCGCGCUUGGUAUCUGUGUUUCCGCGGUAUGUCUGAGGACUCGAGGCGAUCCUUCACUCACGAGACGAGAUGAGACAGCAGGUGCUCGCGCUCAGCGCGCUCAUGUUUCUCUGUGCACCUCAGCCUGUAACUUCACAAACACAAGAAGUUUGCACGGGCACCAAGAAUGCUCUGAGCUCCACAGGCACACCUGCACAACACUACAACAACCUCAAGGAGCGCUACACCGGAUGUGAGAUCGUCAUGGGCAACCUUGAGAUCACACAGAUGGAGAGUGACCUCGACUUCUCCUUUCUUGGAAGUAUCCGAGAGGUCACAGGCUACAUCCUCAUUGCUAUGAACCAGUUCAGCAGGUUGCCGCUGGACCAACUAAGAGUGAUUCGUGGUAGCAGCCUGUAUGAGAAGGAAUGGUCCCUUUCUGUCUUCCAUAAUUUUGAGAGUCUCAGUGGCCUGGAAGAUCUGGGCCUCACCAACCUCACAGAGAUCUUGGAAGGAGGAGUACAGAUUGUCCAUAACAGGAAUCUCAGUUAUGCUCCAUGGAUCAACUGGCGGGACAUUGUCAGAGACAGUGAUGCUCGCAUCCAGAUCCAGAACAACGGAGGAAGAGGAUCCUGUGAUUCUGCAUGCGGAGAGUUCUGCUGGGGUCCACGUAAAGAUCAGUGCCAGAAAUUGACAAAAACAGUGUGUGCGCCUCAGUGUCAUGGCCACUGUUUUGGGACCAACCCUAAUGAGUGCUGCCACACAGAGUGUGCUGGAGGCUGCAUUGGACCAAGAGACACAGACUGCUUUGCCUGUCGACAUGUCAAUCACUCAGGCGCCUGCGUCCCUCACUGCCCUUGGCCCCUGGUGUACAACCGACAGACCUUUCAGCUGGAGCCCAACUCUGAAGCCAUGUAUCAGUACGGUUCCAUCUGCGUACCCAAAUGUCCUGGUCACUUUAUUGUGGAUGGCAGUGCAUGUGUGAGCAGUUGCCCUCCUGGUAAAAGAGAAAAAAAGAAAAAUGGCAUUAAGCAGUGUGAAGCUUGCAUUGGCCUGUGCCCCAAAGUAUGUGAGGGAACGGGAGCCAGUCAUAGACAGACUGUGGACUCUAGUAACAUAGACAGCUUUAUCAACUGUACCAAGAUCCAAGGAAGUCUACAUUUUCUAAUCUUAGGUAUCAAAGGAGACGUCUAUCAUAACAUACCACCUCUGGAGCCUGAAAAACUCAAAGUGUUUAACACUGUCAGAGAAAUUACUGGAAUUUUGAACAUUCAGUCUUGGCCUGAUGAACUCAGCGAUCUGUCUGUUUUCUCCAGUCUCACUACCAUUCAAGGAAGAUCUCUACUCAACCGCAAGAGGCCCUUCUCUUUGUUGGUGAUGAAGAUUCCCUCCCUCACGUCUCUAGGACUCCGUUCCUUGCGUGAGAUCAGCGAUGGCAGUGUGUACAUCACUCAGAAUAAAAACUUGUGUUAUCAUCACACCGUUAACUGGACCCAGAUUGUCACCAGUAACCGUGAUAAUGACAUCAAGGACAACAAACUCCAGAUCAAAUGUGAGGAAGAGGGCCAUGUGUGUGACCCACUAUGCUCAGACGCAGGAUGUUGGGGCCCGGGGCCUGAGCAGUGUUUGUCGUGCAGGAACCACAGUCGGCAUGGCACCUGUGUAUCCCACUGCAACCUGUACUCUGGAGAGCCACGGGAGUUUGCAGGACUGAAUGGAGAGUGCCUUGCUUGUCACCCUGAGUGUUUACCCCAAAAUGGAAAACAAACAUGCAAAGGAAAAGGUGCUGAUCAGUGUGUAGCAUGUUCGAACCUGAUGGAUGGCCCUCACUGUGUUUCUGCUUGUCCUAAUGGAGUGAAUGGGGAAAAGGGUCAGACCAUUUUUAAAUAUCCAAAUGCAGUAGGUCAUUGUAAGCCCUGUCACCUCAACUGCACAAGAGGAUGCACAGGCCCUGCACUCACAAACUGUAUAGAGCUCGACAGACUUGUGAACAGUUCUCAGAUCGCAGGUAUAGCAGUUGCUGUGUUUGCUGGUAUCAUCGUGCUCCUGGCACUGUUUGUGCUUGGUUUGCUGUAUCACAGAGGCCUGGCCAUCCGCCGCAAAAGAGCACUGAGAAGGUACCUGGAGAGUGGUGAGAGCAUGGAGCCGCUGGAUCCAGGAGAGAAGGGGACAAAAGUGCAUGCUCGCACCCUAAAACCACAAGAGCUGCGAAAGGGCAAACUUCUGGGCUACGGAGUCUUUGGCACUGUGAAUAAGGGCUUUUGGAUUCCUGAUGGAGACUCUGUAAAAAUCCCUGUGGCUAUAAAAACCAUCCAAGACCGCAGUGGCCUGCAGACCUUCACAGAGAUUACCGAUCACAUGCUUGCGAUGGGAAGCCUGGAUCACCCGUAUAUAGUGCGUCUCCUUGGGAUCUGUCCGGGAACAAGUCUGCAGCUGGUCACCCAGCUCAGUCCUCACGGAUCCUUACUGCAACACCUUCGCCAACACAAAGACAGCCUGGAUCCCCAGCGUCUGCUCAACUGGUGUGUGCAGAUUGCAAAGGGAAUGUAUUAUCUUGAGGAGCACUGCAUAGCCCAUAGGAACCUCGCUGCACGCAACGUGCUGCUCAAGAGUGACUACAUAGUACAGAUCUCAGACUUUGGGGUGGUAGACCUGCUGUAUCCAGAUGAUAAGAAAUAUGUGUACAGUGAACACAAGAUGCCAAUAAAAUGGAUGGCAUUAGAAAGCAUCCUCUUCAGAAGAUACACUCAUCAGAGUGAUGUGUGGAGCUACGGGGUGACUGUAUGGGAGAUGAUGUCAUACGGAGCCGAGCCAUAUGCAUCCAUGCAUCCUCAUGAUGUGCCAGGUCUACUGGAGAAAGGAGAGCGACUGGCUCAACCACAGAUCUGCACCAUAGAUGUCUACAUGGUCAUGGUCAAGUGCUGGAUGAUUGAUGAGAAUGUAAGGCCUACAUUUAAAGAGCUCGCCAGUGAAUUUACGAGAAUGGCAAGGGAUCCACCACGAUACCUUGUGGUGAAACCGCCUCAGAAUUGCGCUGGUGCAGAUGAAAGCCACCAACGAUAUGUUAAAAGCUCUCAUUUAGAGGGAAACGUGGAGGAGGAUGAUGAUGAUGAUGAGGUAUUGCAGGAUGGGUUUGCUACUCCUCCCCUCCAGCUGUCACCAACUAGAAGUCAUUCUCGCCUCCGUAUGUCCUCCUACAAGGGCACCACAGAACACACAACACCGAUAGGCUAUCUCCCCAUGACCCCAGGGGAAGACCAUAGACAGAUGAGAGCCCAGAGGAGGAAAAAGUCGGGCUCGGUGAGGACAGAGUCAGAGUGCUCAGAGGGCAGAGGAACCAUGGUGGACAUUGAAAUGGCUUCUCAAACAGGUAGUCUGCGCAGAGGCCGCAGCCGUAUGGACAGCGCCUACAUGUCCACCGGCGUGUCUGUGGCCUCAGAUCCGUUUUCUUCAGGUCUGGAAGGUGUAGACGAGGACCAUUAUGGAUACGUGUUGCCCACAGAAAGAGGUUCCAGAAGCACUGUUCCGCAUGGUAGGACAUCCAGAAACUCAAAGAGUGCUCUUCCACCACCAAAAACAGAUGUACAAGAGUACGAGCUAAUGAUCAAACAGCCCCCUCGGCUUUCUACUUCACCCACAGACAGCACUGAUGGUUCUUCAGCACUGUGCAACCCAUCCUCCCCUGCUUCUCCCUACACAUGCAGCAUUUUACCACAGAAGAGAGACACUGACUCAACACAAACCGAACAGUCAGAUAAGGGUACUAGUCCGCCUGACGGGGACAGUGUGGAGUCUGCUGCGGCUGCUUGUGAAUACAGUCUGGUUGGAACAGAAACAUGUACUACUGACGAGAACAAGUCUGAGAGCAGCCCUGAAGAGGAAGAGCCACCCACAGAGCCACAACCACAAGAAGCGGUGGUCGAGUAUGAAUACAUGGACAUACGUACAGACAUAAACCAGCAAAACAGUUCCCCGAGAAGUCCAGAUGAAGUGGAGAGUGACAGCAGAGAAGCGAUUUACCAAAACGUAAGUGCAAGACAUAAGGAGAGCGAGGAUUCUGAUCUCACAACACGGCGCAGUGAAUAUGUGGACAUGGAGGCUUCUGGGAGAACUGGCUCUGAGGACAGAGAUCAGGUUGAUUAUCAGAACUUUCCUGUAAAGGGAAGACCCGUUGUAGGAGAGGAGCCACAAAAGACUGGUCUCAGAUCCUACAUAAAAGUGUGUGCUGGAGUGGAGGCGCAAAACACUUCAUUUGACAACCCGGACUACUGGCACAGCAGACUGUUCCACAAGCAGGAUGCCGUUUGCACAUAAUUACUGACUUCAACUGACUAACAUAAAUAAUGUGAUGGAUCAGUGGUGGAAACAGAAUGGACUGACAGUUUCUAAGGACGUAUAUCUACCAUGUGUUCAGUAUUUGAACAUAUAAAUUUAUGCUAAGGUGCCAACAAAAUAUUAUACUUUAUUAUAGUAUAAAAUCACUUGUCUUGUUGAAGAUUGGCCUACCUCCACUUGUGUGUCUCUGAUGUGCAACUCCUGUGGUUUUGUAUAGAUUAAUGUUUAUUUUUUAAGACGAUGAUUUUUGUGUACUCAAUGAGGAACAAGUUUUUUUUUUGUUUUUUUCUAAACAAACAAAACAAUUAUUGUAUAUUGAUUUUUCUCUGUCAGUAAAAGUAAUCUUUCAAGUUUA